CAUUCAUUUUCUGUUGUUGUACAGGUCCUGGUGCUGAAGGGUUUGUGGCAUGCGAAAAAGCACCGCUAGAUGCUUGGCAUGGAGUACAUGGGGAACCCUACGCAACAGACCUUCACAUGCGGCCAAAAGGUGCUGGUUCAGAAUGGUUGGGUGAUAAUUUCUCAGCAAUUUUAGAGGCGAGCACCAGUGAUCCUUCUUUUAAUGUGUCCAAAUCAUCAAAGGAACAAGUUCCCCUCACGAAAACCUGGCAUCCCUUUAAUCAAAAUGCUUCAUGCGAUAGAAACUUUAUUCCGCUGAAUUCCUGGAUGGAAGAUCGGACAAUUUUCUAUCCAUCAACAACGAAAGUGUUUUCUUCGGGUCAUGUCUUUGGCCCACCAGCCCGUGGCAGUAGCUCCAUAGAUCGACCCAUCGAUGCAUGUAAUAACAACAUAGAUUCUUCCAAUGGAAAGGCAUCUACUGUCCAGCUGCAUGCUGGGCAUAAUGAUGGUUAUGCUGGUACAAGUGGAAUCGAUAAUGACUUGAAGUUGAAUGGAAAUUUACUUGUUGGUUCCUCUCAAAUGAAAUAUGACGUGCCCUUAAACCUUAAACUAUUCCCUUCUUGGAGGCCUUGUUUGCAGACAGACAAAUCAGAACUCGCCCAGUGGAAAAUUCAGAAAGCUUUAAAUUAUAUACCUGGCUCUGCUGGGCAAUGUGAUUUGGCUGGAAGUCCUUCUGAGGCAUUUAAUCAGAUUAACCCCCCUGUUGAUUUUCCCUGUUGGAAAGGAGCACCGGCACCAGCUUCUCAACAUUCUCCAUUUUUCGAAACAGAUGAAUGCAGUGUUUUUAAUCAACAGAAUCAGACUACUCCUAUCAAUGUUGAUGUUGCAGAAGUGGCCUUCUCUCCAAAACCAUAUGGAAGUUCCCUAUAUCAUGAGACUGGGUCUGUGAAAGAUGCCUUUUCGUCUUUUUCUAGCCAACCUCCUACAGUCGUUGGGUGCAUGUGCACUGAACGUUUAUCUACUGAUGCUUAUAUAACUGGAUCGGAUUGUUCGAAGGUUGGCAAUGAGAGCAGGACCCGAAAUUUCAAUGGCAUGCAAGAAUCAGGAAAUAAUCACGUGCUUCUCCUUGAUCCCAAUCCCAAAACUUUUGACAGGAUGCCUUUAAGCCAUGAAGAAGAUACCAUUGCUUCUGUUACGCAACCUGCACUAGAGGCUCGUGUUGCAGAUCCCAGAAAGGAUUUCGACGGUGCUGCUCAUGAUGUUUCUUCUGAUUUCUUUUCUCAUGCAAGUGUUUCUACUGGGAUUGCUAGAAUGCUUGGUGCUUCUGAUAGUUCAAGUGAGCCUUUUCUUCCAAGAUUAGAUGCUCAAGUGCUGGUUAAGAUGAUUCAUAACCUAUCGCAAUUGCUUGUAUCCAAUCAUUACUGUGAUGAAAAUGCAUUGGAGGAAUGCGACUAUGAGGUUCUUCAGCUUGCAAUCCGCAAUCUUGACGCAUGGUCCACGAAGAAGGUUGGGUUAAUGAGAUCAAUGCUGGACUCAAAUCAUGAGUUGGGCAGUUCUUAUUUUCUUAGUAAGUCCACCGAGGCCAGCAAGGGCACUGCUCUGGGCAGGUCUCCUGAUACAGGGAUAGAGGCCAACAGUAUUCCAGGUGCUGAUAUGGGUUUCAAGAAAGAUGACGGAAUGGCUCAGGCUUUUAAGAAGGCUUUGAAGGAAAGCCCUUGUGAGCAGGGAGAGAAGCUCGCUCAAACUCUAUUAUUUAAGGAUUUAUGGAUCGAGGCGGAAGCUGCACUAUGCUCGAUGAAGUAUGAACUCCGACUCGCGCGUAUGAAUAUUGAGAUGGAGAAAAACAAGCAGGAAGCAGCAGAAGAUAAAGAUUCUCACACCACAUUGAAGGUGACAUGCAAGUCUAGGGAUUUGGAGAAAUCGUCGAGCUUAAAUGCGAAUGAUGGCAGCAGUAGCCAUGAUGCAUCAUUACUGAAGCCUAAACAGAGCUCGACUGAGAAUGUUCAUGAUGUUAGACAGAGCAGCUGUGAGAAAUCCCAAGACAUGAAUCCGUCUGAUAUGAAUGGUCCGAAGGAAGAUGAUGAGGCUUCUGUUAUGGCUAGAUUCCAAGUUCUUCAAAACCUUCUUAAAAUCCGGGCUGACAAUAAAGCUGUGCAACAACAACUUCCAGAUUCGAUGAUUGAUAUUGGAGUCAGUAUGGAAAUACAGGAUACAGAGCCAGAGCUCCAUGUUGAGCAUGAAGACCACCCAACAAAGCUCAUUGAUCUGGGUUCGGUGGAGACAAGGAAAACACAGCCGUUCUUGAGGGACCAACUGGAAGAUGGAAGCUUGGAAGUUACCGAUACGGUGAACUCUGCCCCAGAAAUUGGCUUAGGGUCAGAUGCUUUAGAACAGCCUGAAAUGACCAGAGAAUGCGAUGUAUCAGAUGAUGGAAUUGCGGCCCAGUUGUAUACGCGAGCCUGGGUACAUACCCACUUACCCUCUAAUGCAUGUGAUAGCCCAAGCUCGGAUUGGGAACAUGUACUGAAGGAGGAGCUCCCAUGGUAGAAUGGAGCUGAUGGUGUGUUUGGAUGCUCAAUUGAACUGAAUUGUAAUUAAAUCUAAUUGGGUAUUGAAGAAUGAUACAAGGCUGGCCUGAUACAAUCAUAAUUGCAAUGCUGGGGCAAGUACCUCAUUAUGCAUGGAGUGGGGCCACCUUUGGUCCAUUCUGAUUUAUCUGAUGAAACUCUUGAAAUUCAGUUCAAUCAAGCAUCCAAAGGCAGCCUGGAAAUGGACUUUUGAAAUUUGAACUAUUUUGUUUGCCUGUUUAUCAGUAUUUUGAACCUGCAUGACUGCAUCUCUGGUUAAAACAUGGAGAUCACAUGGUGAUGUUCCAGUCUUAGAAACUCAGUAAGUUGCUGAAACAUUCGUGAA
Magnolia sinica is the source of this 2891-nucleotide messenger RNA. RefSeq lists its product as uncharacterized. NCBI's taxonomy places the organism in Eukaryota, Viridiplantae, Streptophyta, Magnoliopsida, Magnoliales, Magnoliaceae. The record is from RefSeq and is a predicted model, not a curated record. The transcript has 5 exons. Bases 117 to 2525 code for a protein of 802 amino acids.